AUGUACUCCAUCAGAAGCCUGCCCACCAUGGCAGCCCGGGAGCAACGAGAGGAAGAUGGAGUGGAGGAUAUGACACAGCUAGAGGAGAUGCAUGAAGGGGUUGUUCUGCUGAACCUGAGGAAAAGAUUUGAGAGGGAGAUUAUUUAUACAUACAUAGGUAGUAUUCUGGUUUCUGUGAACCCCUAUAAGAUGUACAACAUCUAUGGGACGGACAUGGUGCUGCUGUACAAGGGUCAUGCUUUGGGAGAGAACCCUCCGCAUUUGUUUGCCAUAGCAAAUGCUGCUUAUUCGAAAAUGAUGGAUGCCAAACACAACCAGGUCAUAAUUAUAAGUGGAGAGAGCGGGUCUGGGAAAACAGAAGCCACCAAACUGGUCCUUCGCUAUCUAGCAGCAAUGCAUCACAAAUGCAAUCUUCCGCAUCAGAUUGAGAUUCUUGAGGCUGCUCCUCUGCUGGAAUCUUUUGGAAAUGCCAAAACUGUACGGAACGAUAAUUCAAGUCGCUUCGGGAAAUACAUAGAGAUCUUUCUGGAGGAUGGUGUGAUCAGUGGUGCCAUAACCUCUCAAUAUCUUCUGGAAAAGUCCCGUAUCGUCUUCCAGGCCAAAGAUGAGAGGAACUAUCAUAUCUUCUACGAGAUGCUGGCAGGUCUUCCCUCGCAGCAGAGGCAGGCUUUCUAUCUGCAGGAGGCUGAGACCUACUAUUACCUCAACCAGGGGGGGGAUUGUGGGAUAACAGGAAAGAAUGAUGCAGAGGACUUCCUGCGUCUGCUCGCUGCCAUGGAGAUCCUUCACUUCACCCCUGACGACCAGUCGGCCAUCUUUAGAGUUCUUUCUUCCAUCCUGCACCUCGGCAACGUCUACUUCCAGAGACAUGAGGCCGAUGGCCAGGAGGUGGCGUCAGUGGUGAGCGCUCAGGAGAUCAGAGUGGUGGCCGAGCUGCUGCAGAUCUCUCCAGAGGGACUGCAGAAAGCCAUCACAUACAAAGUCACAGAGACGAUGAGGGACAAGAUCUACACCCCGCUGACUGUGGAAAGUGCUGUUGAUGCCAGAGAUGCUGUUGCCAAGAUCCUGUACUCGCUGCUCUUCCAUUGGUUAACAGAGAGGAUCAACGCUCAGGUGUAUCCCCGCCAACACUCCCUCUCCAUCUCCAUCCUGGACAUUUACGGAUUUGAGGAUCUGGCCUUCAACAGCUUCGAGCAGCUUUGCAUUAAUUAUGCAAACGAAUACCUGCAGUUCUUCUUCAACAGGAUCGUAUUCAGGGAGGAACAGGAGGAGUACAGCCGGGAACAGAUCCCCUGGCAGGACAUCCAAUUCAGUGACAACCAGCCCUGCAUCGACCUCAUUGCCGCUAAGCCUCAUGGGAUACUGAGGAUCCUGGACGACCAGAGCUGUUUCCCACAGGCGACAGACCACACCUUCCUCCAAAAGUGUCACUAUCACCACGGCAACAACCCCCUGUAUAUGAAGCCAAAGAUGCCCCUCCCAGAGUUCACCAUCAAGCACUUCGCUGGACGAGUCACCUACCAGGUUUACAAGUUCCUUGAUAAGAACUACGACCAGGUCCGUCAGGAUGUUCUGGACCUGUUCAUUCAGAGCAAGAACAAGAUGGUGUCAAACCUCUUCCGGGUUCACGCAGAGGUCACAGGUCAGCAGAGAGGUCACAUGAGGAAGAGCAGCACCGUCACCAGGAGAUACCAAGCGCCCACCGUCAGCAACAAGUUCCAACAGUCCCUGCUGGAGCUGGUGGAGAAGAUGGAGAGGUGCAACCCUUUAUUUGUACGCUGCAUUAAGCCAAAUAAUAUGAAGCACCCGGGUGUGUUUGAGGAGGAGAUGGUCGGCAGUCAGCUGAGACACUCUGGCGUCCUCGAGACCAUCAGGAUCCGUAGAGAGGGGUAUCCUGUCAGAAUGCCAUUCUACAUCUUCCUGUUCAGGUAUAAGUCCCUGGUGGGUUUACGAGAGCCUCCAGCAGCGAAUGGAGACAACUGUAUAAUAAUGCUCAGCAAACUGUGUGUUCUCCGACAUGGAGCCUUCCACGUUGGAGUCACAAAGCUGUUUCUGAAGGAGGACAUCUACCAGCUGUUGGAGUGUAAGCGGGAGCGCUCCCGUCAGCUCGCCGCUCUCACCCUGCAGCGCUACACACGCAUGUUCUUCGUCAGGAAACGAUUCAUAGCCUUUCGCAGGAAGAUCAUCGGGCUGCAGGCUCAGUGCCGAGGCUUCCUCACCAGGAAGCGCUAUGUGAAAAUGAGGCAGAGUCUGGUUCGGUUUCGCUCUCUCGUCCACAUGUACGUCAACCGCAAGCAGUACAUCAAGAUGAAGUUUGAAGCCCAGAGGAAAGCUGAAGAAGAAAGGAGGCGGAGAGAGAUGGAGCUGACCAAAAGGGAGGUGGUGAACGUCACACACUUGGUGAUCCCUGCAGAGCUGGGCGCGUUGCUGCAGGCAGCGGGAGUCAGGAGGGAGUUACACUCAGACUGUCUGGCUCUGCUUCAAACUCCUCACAUCCAGGAAGAGGCUCAACUCACCCUUCCUCUGGACAUCAACAACUACCCGUUCUUCCGCUAUGUGCAGAUCUACUUUAGGGAGCCAAAGUUUGGGAUGUUGACGGCUCCUCUGGAGUCUCCGCUGACCCGUGUAGAGGACGACCUGAGAGGAGAAGCUCUGCAGCUCUUCAUCAUGGUACUGCGGUUCAUGGGGGACCCUCACCUGAACGGGGCUCAGGAAAACAUGUUCGGGAACUACAUCAUCCAGAGAAGCCUGUCAUCUCCGGGGUUACAGGACGAGAUCCUGGCUCAGGUGGUGAACCAGGUGUGGAGGAACGUGAACAUUGAGAACGCUGAGCGAGGCUGGCUGCUGCUGCUGGCCUGCGUCUGCAGCUUCGCCCCCUCGCCCAAGAUGGACAAAUAUCUGCUGAAGUUUGUAUCUGACCACGCCCCCGCUGGUUGCCAGGCACUGCUGCAGCACAGACUCAUCCAAGCCAAUCAGAAGACACAGCUAGGUUCUGGCUCCACCCCCGAGACUGCACGGACCUAUCCGCUUUCGCUUCUGGAGUGGACGGCCAAUAGGAAGAAGGCUAACAUGGUGUUGCACGUGCACUGCUUUGACGGAGGAUCAUUCUUGUGUCCGGUCCAUUCCUGGACCAGUGGGGAGGAAUUAGCGGGGGACAUUCUGCGGCACAGGGGGGUGUCGGACUGGUGGAGGGGGAGUUCAGUCCUGAUGAAGGAGCACGGCCAGUGGGUGGAGUUAGCGGGUCACGACUAUGUGAUGGACCUGAUUUCAGACCUGGAGCUUCCCCCGGACUUCCCAAAGCAGAAGAGCUACUUCGUGAUCAGCAGCGACGACCCGGCCAGAGUCAGAGCCAACGCCAGCCUUGCUCUGUUUGGCAGUGGCUUUGAUUCUGACGAGGAUCUUCCUCACCGUAUGAGCAGACCAGCGUACAGUCUGCCUGACUCUGACGGUUACUACAGCCAUGUAGAGUCAGAUGCUUUCAGUGACGGUCAGACUCAGAGAGGGAUGGACCGGUACCUGGACAGCCUGUUCGACCCGGUGUUGUCAGACAGCAGCAUGGACAUGGAUAAGUCUGGAAAUUUUUCAGCGAGGAUGAAGGGAGGAGGAGGUAUCGGCAUCCCAGGAGGGGGAAGAGGAGAGGGGGAGACUCAGGCAACCCCCAGUCGGCCUUACCCACCAGGAAUACACCCCGGAGGAUCGGAGCACACGGUACUGACCCAACAGCAACAGGCCAUCAUCAACCAGCAGGCUAUCAUUCUGGCCCAGCAGAUGACCAUGCAGGCCAUAGCGAUCCAGCAGCAGAUGUUGUCCGCCUUCCCCCCUGCUGCCCCGGCGCCACAGUCACCGCCCUCUCAGUAUCACAUGGCACAAUACUCCAGUCCUACCAAUGAGAGGGAGGAGUCGCCGUACAAGCCUGCUGCUGUUCAGCGCAAAAUGAGUCCGACCCGCGGCCCCCCUCCUGAGGACGUGGUACGAUCCAGUAGCAGUAACACGGAGCGCAUCGAUCCCAGCCACAACAUCAAAGACAUCAUCAAGCAGCACCAGCCCGCGGACACGACCACUUCUGCUGGACCCGCCCCAUCAAGGAAAGGUGAUGGAAAGGCGUUUGGGAAGAAGCCCGACCCACAUGAUGAAGCUAUGGAAAUCCUUAAAGAUCAGAUGGCAAACCCCCCACAACCGACUCAAAGGAAGCCUCAGUCCUCAAUACGCAAAGAAGAUGGAGGAGUUAAGGUUACCAAGGCGACCAAGUCUCGCCCCACUGGGCCGACUAGCUCCAGCAUAAGCCCCGCCCCCCCUCCAGUCUCUAGAGAGCUGCCAGUAGAGCAGGAGAUCAUUCAGACUCAACUCCACAGUAGGAGCAGUGAGGAAUAUUACACCUACUCCAACGUCCCCUGGAAACUCUACAUGAGGAAAGAGGUUUUCUAUCCUAAAGAGACGUUCAACAGUCCGCUGAUUCUUGACCUGCUCUUCAGACAGGUCGUACACGACACUUUCUCUGAGGCCUGCAUCCGUAUCAGCCAGGAGGAGAGACAGAAGAUGAGAGCUCUAUUCGCUGAAAACAAGGUGGAGCAAGUGUCAGGAACACACGAUGAGACGGUGAAGAAGAAAUGUGUCACCGUGGCCAGGGACUCAUGGGAGAUUUACUUCUCCCGCCUCUUCCCAGCCUCUGGCAGUGUGGGGACAGGGGUGCAGGUGCUGUCUGUGUCUCAUAAAGGCAUCAAGCUUCUGAAGAUGGUGAGGAACAGCUCUUCUGCUCCAGACUACUUCAGAGUGCUGAGGCCUUACAGCUACUCGGACAUCCUGUUUGUGUCGAUACCCUCCAAGAACAUGCUGGAGUUCAACCUGAGCAACGAGAAGCUCAUCCUUUUCUCCGCCAAGGCCCCGCAGGUCAAACACAUGAUCGACUACUUCCUCACGGAGCUCAAGAAGGACUCGGAGUACGUGGUGGCGGUGAGGAACUACAUCACAGAGGACAGGACUCUGCUCAGCUUCCACAAAGGAGACAUCAUCAGAGUGCAGCACAUGGACGGGCUGGAGGCCGGCAAACACUACGGCUGCAUAGUGCGGAAGAAGGUCCUGCUUCUGGAGGAGCUGAAGAGAGACACUCCUGAGUUUGGCUGGCGGUUCGGUGCUGUGUACGGAAAGUCUGGUGUGUUUCCGAGCGACUACGUCCGUCCUGUAGCUGCUCCGGACUUCCUGGUUCUCCCAGCUGAGCGCGUAGAGCCUCGGGACCGACAGGGGCGGGUCGCUGCGUCUGCUGCUAUCGCCGUGGCGAUGGGCUCAGCGGUGGCUGCCCAUGAGCUCGACCUCUCCACUGAGGUGGUUAAUGAGAUGUAUGGGGACAGUGUGAGUGCGGAGCUGGACGAUCUGCCUCUGCACGGCGGCCAGUACUACAUGGCUGAGUUUGCUAAGAAGUACUUCAGAGAGGCGCAGAGGAACAAGAGUGAUCAGAAAGCCAAAAAGGGGAAGGAGGGCAGGGAUCCUCAUGACAUGGUCAAAUUCUCCAAGUCUCCGAUCCAGGAGUCUCUGAUCGACUUCUCAGACAGUGGGAUGAACAGAGUGGCUGUGGACAUCUUCAUAGCCAUAAUGAAGUUCAUGGGAGACUUCCCACUGAAGGGUCAGACCGAGCAGGACCUGGCCACCUCUAUACUGAAGUUAAGUGCUGACCAUGGCCUGAUAAAGGAUGAAUCCUACUGUCAGGUGAUGAAGCAAGUGACCUCCAACACCAGCUCCAAACCGGACAGUUGUCAGAGAGGAUGGCGGCUGCUGUACAUCCUGACAGCUUUCUAUCGCUGCUCUGACGUCAUGAAGCCGUUUCUGCUGAAGUUCCUGCAGGAUGCCUGUGAGAGCCCCGGGAUGCAGUACCAAGGCAUUGCCAAGGCGUGUGAGCAGAAUCUAAGGAGGACCUUUCAAUAUGGCGGACGUAUACAGUAUCCGAACAGCAUGGAACUCAAAGCCAUGCUGGCUGGGCGGAGCUCCAAGAGACAGCUGUUCCUGUUGCCUGGCGGGAUAGAAAGACACGUGAAAAUCAAGACAUGCUCUGUUGCUUUGGAUGUCAUCGAGGAGCUUUGCUAUGAGAUGGGACUGCACAGGGUGGAGGCUCUGGAUGAAUAUGCCAUCUUUCUGGUCACACACAAAGGUCAGAAUGUGCGUCCCCUGAACAAGCGGGAGUACAUCCUGGACAUCGCCACAGAGGCCGAGCCGGUGGACGCCAGCUACAGUCUGUGGUUCAGGAGAGUCAUAUGGAGCCUGGCUCUCAAACUGGACAACGAACUCUACGUCACCAUGCACUAUAACCAGGUGUUGCCAGACUACCUGAAGGCCUUGCUUAGCGUCGUUCCUCAGGCGAAGGCGAGCGACCAGCAUCUGCAGCAGAUCGCCAGACUGUCUGCCCUCCAGCACCGUGCCAAGGACACCGUCUACCUGCCCACCUUGCGUGACGUGCAGGAGUGUGUCCCUCCACAGUUCUACAGCAAACAGGGCUCCCAGCACUGGCUGAACAUGACGACUCAGCACAUGCAGCAGGUGCAGCCCUUAAACCCAAACCAGGCUCGAGCCCAGUUCCUCGGUCUGGUCAGUGCCUUCCCGAUGUUCGGCUCCUCCUUCUUUUACAUCCAGAGCUGCAGCUCCGCCUCCAUCAGCGCACCGUGCAUCCUGGCCGUGAAUCUGAACGGACUGCACUUUCUCAACAAGGACACUCAUGAGGCCAUGGUGCGUUUCCCUCUGAAGGAAGUCCAGUCCACUCGCACUCAGAGACCAACUUCGGGCUCCAGCUACCCGUACGUGGAGAUCAUGAUAGGAGACCUGCUCAACCAGCGCAUCACACAGCUACAGCUGGAGCAGGGCCUGGAGCUGUGCAGAGUCAUCGCCAUGCACAUGGAGAACAUGUUAUCAGUCAGAGAAAAGAGACUCACUUUGCCACCAAGUGAAAUUACUCUGCUGUAACACAAACAAGCAAACACACAUGCACACACA
Messenger RNA from Eleginops maclovinus (Patagonian blennie), 6975 nucleotides. RefSeq names its product myosin XVAa (gene myo15aa). Gene Ontology annotation, cellular component: myosin complex; cytoskeleton. The record is from RefSeq and is a predicted model, not a curated record. The transcript is spliced from 64 exons. Gene Ontology annotation, molecular function: ATP binding; protein binding; cytoskeletal motor activity. The coding region runs from base 1 to 6945 and encodes 2314 amino acids. Lineage: Eukaryota; Metazoa; Chordata; Actinopteri; Perciformes; Eleginopidae.